AUGGCCUCCACCUCUCCACUCCACCUCCCUCUCUCUCUCCUCUCACUCCUCCUCCUCCUCACCUCCACCCUAACCGCCUCCGCCUCCCCCUCCCCCUCUCCCUCUCAGCCCCCUACCGCCGCCGGACCCACCAGCUGCUCCGCGGAGCUCGUCGCCUUCUCCCCGUGCCUCCCCUUCGUGGCCUCUUCCCCGAACAACAUCUCCUCCUCCCCUUCCUCCGACUGCUGCACCGUCUUCUCCUCGGCCUUCAACGCCAGCGCCGCCAGCUGCCUCUGCUACCUCGUGCGCCGGAACAUGUUCUUCGGCUUCCCUCUCAACUCGACGAGACUGUUCUCCCUCUCCUCUCUCUGUCCUCUCGCCAACGCCGGAUCCAACGCCAACGGGUCUCUCCAGUCUCUCUGUUCAGGGUUGUCGACACUGCCUCCUCUGCACGCCAUAGGUCCAGAGAAUCCAAGGACGCAUGAUUCUGGUCCUGAUAGUUCUUCACCUCCUGUGAAGAGCAGCUUAAUGCCAGAUUCUGAUGGCAUGCCAGAUUCUGAUGGUGUUUCAGAUGCAACACCAAGCCCUUCAACCACAAUGCCCGCACUUUCAUCUGCAUCAAAACAGCUAAACAACCACGGCUGCUGGUCUCCUCUUGGAACAAUUGUUUUUCUGGUUCCCAUCUUAACAUUUGCUGCCACACUACCCAUUGCUGAUCAUCACAAUAUACGUACAUGCACAUUUGUACUUUCGUCUUUGUGA
Molecule: messenger RNA, 741 nt
Organism: Rhododendron vialii
Lineage: Eukaryota; Viridiplantae; Streptophyta; Magnoliopsida; Ericales; Ericaceae
Product: non-specific lipid transfer protein GPI-anchored 25
Exons: 4
Coding region: 1-741 (246 amino acids)
Source: RefSeq, a predicted model, not a curated record